Messenger RNA from Pocillopora damicornis (cauliflower coral), 2725 nucleotides. RefSeq lists its product as uncharacterized. Lineage: Eukaryota; Metazoa; Cnidaria; Anthozoa; Scleractinia; Pocilloporidae. The record is from RefSeq and is a predicted model, not a curated record.
CUGCUAGUUUUAGCUAUUAAGACAUGCACUGAACCUCAUUUCUAAACAUUUGCUUAGCGAUCGAAAAUAUAAACAAAGAACACGCACCACAGAACACUUACAAAUUAUGCAUUAUAUUGUUAGAAAUUGUAUUGUCUUCGCAAUUAUUUUUCUGUUAAUUUGCCACAAGGUGGAAAAGAGUUUUCCUCAAAUGCUGAAGCCUAUUGCUUGAAUGAAAACGAACUUUCCAAUUAAGCUUAAGAGCUUAACGAGAAAUGCCUUGCUGAAUAGACCUGAUUUGGGUACUGCUUUGAAACGUAUGGUCUUUUGAAAUUUCAUCUUGUUCGUUCAGUCAAACGUUUCUUUAGAAUUUCAAACCGAAGGUAAGGAUACAGCGUGGAUAAAAUUAUAGGCUGUAGGCUCUAAGCAGAAAGUCGGAUCAGCGAUUUUAGAGUUAGUAACCAAAAAAUCCAUCGAUGUUUGGCCUAAAGUCGCUUAUCAUCGUCCAAUACUGUUUCUUUACCGAGCGGAAAUCAAAUAGGCGGGAAUAUUGUGUUUGUUGUGGUCGGUGCGAACAAAACAGUUGUUUCAAGCGGAACGAGAUAGCGUAGCCAAGGCAAACAGAAUUAAAGAAAUAUGCUUAUACUUUACAAUGGGAAGUGCGUGAUUCUCCCCAGCAAUACGUGCCCGUACACGUCAUUUGAAACCUUCUGACUUAAUCACUUGUCAAGUUGGCAUCCAUCAAACGCAAAUCUAUUGAGCGCGAAUUGAACGCUUCGACGGAUCUGUCUUGAAUUAUCAAUUCCCGAUACAAAUGCGGUUUUCCAUCCAUUUGGCGUCCGCAGUACCUCGGACAGACAUGUGUAAAGUCAUCCUGAGAUUGGCGAAUAUCGCCGAUUAGAAGUUAUUAUUUAAGGUGACAUCGUGCUUCCGAAACCCAUUUUGAGACAACAACAGUAGAACAGCGCUGAUUGAUAAGCACAUUAUAUUUGCAUAUCUAUUAUUUCCUGUUAUUAACACCUGCGAGUCGUGCUCGUGGCAUUGUUACCACUUGUCGAGGUAGUGUGUAAAUGAGCAAAGUUCCGAGUGUGUUUACCAAAACGAAUAACUUCACCAUCUUUAUGGGGGGACCAAAACAGAGCAGUUUGAUCUCGCAACAUGAAGAGGUGUAUUAAAGUGACAGUCUUUUUCCAAGCCCUGCUGUCGAUGGUAUGUGAAGUUGCACUGGAUUCAUUGCCUACCUGUUCCGAAGACCACAAAUGCCCUAACUCGCAAACAUGUUGCGGUAACGUUUGCGUCGGAGUUUGCAAAAUUGAGUGUCAAGAACAGGCGGAUUGCGAUAACUUGGCAGACAACCUCGGAUGCAUCAGUGGAUUCUGUGAGUGUCUUCGGUCGUUACCUUGUUUCAACAGAUCAAUGUCUCAUAACGAUUUUGAGUCAAGUUGGCGUUGUGUAACAUAUUUUGAAUGUUCGAAACCUGCCAAAUGUCGCAACGGAAGCUGCGUAACAAAUAAUAAACCCUCAAAAUUGAACCCGGCACUAUUGGCAAUUGUAACAAUCAUCGGCGUGCUCAUAUUCUCUUGCCUUUUCUGCUGUUGUUUGAGCAGAAUGAAAAGUGAAAGGCAUUCUAUGAAAACACGAGUUGCCAAAGGCAAAUUAAAGAGAGUUCACCACCUUGGCGAAGACGCCGAUAGCGCGGCAAAAAGCGCUUUGGUAGGUGCUGAAAGUGAGGCUUUCCCGGUCAAAGAAGGGAAAGAUUCAAAAGAACUUGAUGCAGAAGACGAAGCUUUAAUUUCUAUUAUAACCGGCGGACCUGCUUUGGCUCCAAUUCGCGAGGAAGACGAAGAAGACGACGAAUUAGAGAAGGCUUAGAAAACGACGUGAAAACAGCUGUGUUUACCUGGCUGGUGGAAAUAAUUAUUGCGCCGUCAAAAAGAGCUGAAAACUCACUUGAUUAGUUGCCUUCAACGGCGAAACGCGAUUAACGUCGAUGGAAAGCAAUAAACCGAGAAAAUCUAGAGUUUCAGGCAUGAAAAGCUCGUAACAAUCAUAUUUCCGUGCGAAUUAGCACGUUAUUGAUUAAAACUCACACUGUUGGUUAAUAACGCAGCUUUUUUUUUGUGCCUGUGGUUCUCGAGGAUGGUUUCGAUAAAAAUCAACGUACGCAAAGGUAGAUAUUGCAUGUUAUUAUGCCGUGUUUUUUAAUCAAUUUCCAAACCACGAAGCUCUUAAAUCUGCGAUUUAAACCUGCGGUUAUCAUUUGAAGUAAGAGUCGGCCGUUUAGCGCAACACAGAAGUGAAACUUGUCGAAAUCAUUAAUCUUCAUCUAUUUUUAUAUUUUCAUUUGGUUUACAAACUAGAACUUUCUUUUGACAUGAUAAUGAAUUAGGCGACUGAUAAGUCCAGCGUUAUCGCACGCAGCCUCGGAAAAGAUUAUAAAACUAGUAUAGAUAAAUAAAUUGGUGAACAUGCCAAGACUGCCAAGUUUUGUUGCUUAUACCAUCAGCUGUUACAGAAAGGAAAAUAAUGAAAGAGAAAUUGGGAAUAAUUUAUCACGGACGCGCCAACAGAUUAGAGUUUCCAUUUCAAUAAUAAUACAGGUGUCCUAAAAAGAAAAUGAAAAUGCCUUACAACUUGAUCAAAUCAGGUUAUAAAAGAAAAGUAUUAUAACGACGAAAGCGUGUACGAUUUAUUCAAAGGCAGACUCCAGAAUCUGCAUACAAGUAAUAAAUUCGAAACUCGGUAA